AACAGAGUCCGUUCAGGCCACAGGAGUUGCAUUUACUGCAAAACAUGACCUUUACAAUUCUUGAUCGUUUUUCGCAGAUGGGUGUCUCUUUAAACUCGUCAUGUACCUCGGCCCAGCCCAUUUCUUUUUUUUCCUUUAUUUUUAUCGCUAUGUACCCCUUGAGAAUCAUCUCACGAAGCUCUGGAGGGAGGUUUUGAAUGGCCUCGGAAAGUCCAUAGGAAGACAUGUGCCUUGCGUUAUAACCGAAGGUUACAUUUCUCUAACCGGUGUUUUAUUUCUUGCAGCUCGAGCAAAACAAGCUGAAAAGCUUUUUUCGCUUUUUCUUGUUUGCGGUAAAGCCGCUUUUUAGCGCGCCCCUGCGGGUUGAAGUGAAGGUGGGGUUCGCAACGUUGGAAGAGCGGCUGCGGUUCAUGUCGACGGUGCGGCUGGGGUGGUGGGGUCGAGGCAUUUGAACAGAGGGGAGUUAAGUGAACUUAUGGCGAGUUACAAGCAAGUUCCGGCAUCGUAUCAAGAGCUCUACGAGUUGCAGGUUGAAAGGGAAAACAACCCGCAAACCGACGGUGAUGAGAUAAAAAAGAUCAGAAAAAUGACGUGUUUCUUCGCAGACGUAAUGAGAGAAGAAAUCGGGGCUCUUUGUGAAAACGACGAAGAAGACAGAACAGAACUCAACAAGUGGCGCCAGCUGAGAGAGGCGAUGAAAGAAACCACAAACUGGGAACGGGUUGCAAGAAAAAUCAAAGACGACAUUCAAGACGCGUUUGAAGGGAUUGAAAGAGAAGACGACCCUGAAUACCCGAAAUUCUUGAACGGGUUUCUUUUAAAAGGUGUGAAAGGCACGGUAGAUAAACGCCACAGGUGGCAUCCAAGUCUUGAGUCUUACGAACAGCUUCGCGACGAACUCAAGCAAGAAGAAAACCUGCUCCCUUUUGCAGAGUAUUUCGUCAGAAGCCUGGACGAAGGGUUUGCGCGUUACAAUGAAUACAAAGACAAAGGAUUUAGCAAAACGUUCAAGCUUGGAUGGUUUACAGCGCACUGGGCGAAUGAAAACGGGCUAGCGCGCCCCCGCCGCACUGGCGGCACAGUCGGUAGUCGCAUAGAAGACCUAUCCCGCAGCCUCUGCAUGGCUCCGGCUCUUUCAUUCCUUUUUUCAGCUGAUAGUUGUGCUGGCCGCAGUACGCCCCGUAACAGCGCUUUCCGCAGCUUUCUUUCCGGUAGAACAUUUGCAGAACAUCGGACGAGUAUCUUGCGGCAGCCAUGUCGGCGCAGUAUGCACUGAGCGUGCGCU
This is a messenger RNA of Orbicella faveolata, 1285 nucleotides long. RefSeq lists its product as uncharacterized. The record is from RefSeq and is a predicted model, not a curated record. Lineage: Eukaryota; Metazoa; Cnidaria; Anthozoa; Scleractinia; Merulinidae.